GUAAUUCUGCAUCAUUAGUGUAUAAACUUUCUCUAAUGUCGGACAAAGCCAGCAACCCUGUGGGUGUCAGAGCAGAGCCAAAGCUUUUGAGAGACCCGUCAGCACUCGAGUCUAUUUCUUCUGCAAUUUACGGUCUUUCGUCAUAUGUGGCCCAUAAUCUACCCUCUUCAAUUGCCUCCCUCAGAAAAGUUGCUGGCGGCGCGUCUGGAGAACUAAACAACCACGCAUUUUUACAUCAAGACUACUUAACACCACAGUUUUCGGGCGAUAUAGAUGCCCAAUCGUCAACUGCGCCUGAUUUAGUUUUUGGGUCAAAGAAAGAUGUUAUUGUAUAUGCAGCUUUCGAUGAAAUUGAGGUUGUUGCGCUGGGCGCUCAAAAUAGUUCUGUAAA
Messenger RNA from Ambispora leptoticha, 391 nucleotides. Lineage: Eukaryota; Fungi; Glomeromycota; Glomeromycetes; Archaeosporales; Ambisporaceae. The record is from the annotation of a GenBank genome assembly.